Messenger RNA from Mycotypha africana, 4758 nucleotides. RefSeq lists its product as uncharacterized. Gene Ontology annotation, molecular function: ATP binding; microtubule binding; microtubule motor activity. Bases 1 to 4758 code for a protein of 1585 amino acids. The transcript is spliced from 6 exons. The record is from RefSeq and is a predicted model, not a curated record. NCBI's taxonomy places the organism in Eukaryota, Fungi, Mucoromycota, Mucoromycetes, Mucorales, Mycotyphaceae. Gene Ontology annotation, biological process: microtubule-based movement; mitotic spindle organization.
AUGACUUUAGCCGCCGUCAGAGUCGGUCUUCGUGUUCGACCUUUAACGCAAAAAGAAGCACUAGAAAAUUGUACAGAAUGCAUCACUUAUAUACCCAACGAACCUCAGAUACUCUUGGGCACAGACAAAUCAUUUACCUUUGAUUACGUCUUUCAUCCUACCACAGAGCAGUUGCAUCUCUACACCCAAGCUGCCGUACCGUUAUUGGAGAAAUUCUUGGAAGGCUUUAAUGCUACCAUACUUGCUUAUGGUCAAACAGGUUCAGGCAAGACCUAUAGUAUGGGCACAGGCCUUGAAAGUAGCGUGAUGGAUCGAAAGCAGGAUGAAGGCAUUGUGCCAAGAUGCAUCACCGACUUGUUUAAAAGACUAGAGGAACGAUCGAAAAACGAGCCCGAAUUCCAAUACAAAGUCUAUGUCUCCUUUCUCGAAUUAUACAACGAGGAUUUGAUCGAUCUAUUAAGCCUACAGCAACAACCCACCUCAUCCAUCGCCAUGAAAAGAACAUCACUCACCAUGCCUACCAUCGCGGACAUAUCCAUCCGAGAAGAUCAUGCAGGCAACAUUUAUUGGACCGGUGUCCGCGAAGAAAGAUGCUAUCGUCCAGAAGAACUGUUGGCCUAUCUGGCCAAAGGUUCCCUUUGCCGUACCACCGCUUCCACCGACAUGAAUACCGUCUCUUCUCGUUCUCAUGCUGUCUUUUCUAUCACUCUCAAGCAGUUCAUGAGCCACCCAGAGUCGACAACCUUGGCCAGUAAAUUUCAUUUUGUCGAUUUAGCCGGUUCUGAAAGAUUGAAACGUACCCAUGCCCAAGGCGAUCGUGCCAAAGAAGGGAUUGCUAUCAAUUCGGGUUUGCUCGCUUUGGGCAAUGUGAUCUCUGCCUUGGGCGACGACACCCGACGUUCCUCCCACAUUCCUUAUCGCGACAGUAAGCUGACACGUUUGCUGCAGGAUUCCUUGGGAGGAAACAGUCAAACGCUGAUGCUGGCCUGUGUCUCUCCCGCCGAUACCAAUUUCAUGGAAACCCUCAACACGUUGAAAUAUGCCAACCGUGCAAAAAACAUUAAAAAUAAAGUCAGUAUCCAGCAAGAAUUUGCUGGCUCCUCCAUGGAAGUCAAUCAAUUACGUGCUCACAUUGCUCGAUUAAAACUCGAAUUGGCCGCCAGUAGACGCAGCAGCAGGAGUACGGCUGUCUCGGAUGCCUCCUCGACCGUCGUCACCACCACCACGGACCCCCCCUCACACCAGGAGAGGGACAUUCGCUCUUUACGUUCAGAAAUAGCUCACCUUCGAGAAAGACUUCAGGAGGUGUCGACGGAAUUGAUUCAUGUCACCAGUGAACGCGAUACCCUCUUGAUGGAACGUGAGAUCAAUGACUUGAGCAAAAACGAACCGACCUCAUCGCUUCACGCGCACCCACUGAUGCAACACUAUCAAAAGACAGUGACAGACCUUCAACAGGAACUGUUGGACGCACGUGCACGUAUCGCCUCUUACGAAACGACUGCCCCUUAUGCUCCUACAGCAUCCAAACAGGCAUCACAGAAUAAACAGAGCAGUCAUAAAAAGGCGGCUCACAGACGUAGCAAACGACACAUCAUGGCCGCGUCGUCUCAUCCCACUACAAGACGCUCAGCGAGAAAACAGCACCAGGAUCAAGCGUUCGCUCUCGAGGAAGAGGACAUCCGAUCAAGUAUAGCUAAAGCAAAAGCAGAAAUACAAAAAGGCAUGCAAGUCCUCGAUCUCGUCAAACCACUGGAAGCACAGCCCGACGUGGACUCUGAUCACCAGCAUCCCAUGCAGCGUGAUGAUUCAGAUGAGGGUAAUUAUACAGCCACUUCUUCUCCUGUAGACAAUCAUCCUCCACCCCCCGGUCGUCCUGCAAAAGUGGAGGAUGAAGAAUGCAUCGAAAUUGAAGCAUUAUCAAUACCUACUUGGGAACAGGAUCAAGAGGUGCCUCAUCGCAUCACGUCACAGGAGAAUCUAAACAGCAACCCCACCACCACCAGCACCUCCCCCACCACCCGUUCCCAUCCCAGGGACCAUCACCCUCAAUGGGCACGUAUCCUUCAUCAACUUCAGUCAGAUAUACGUGUCAAAGAAGAACUCGUUUCUCAUCUUGAAAAAUCAGAAACAAAAUACAUUUUAUUGCGACGCCAAUUUGAUGAAGAAAUAUCUCUUCUUCAUCAACAAGUCGCUCAGUUGCAAAAAGAUCGUGAUCGCGCUCUCGCCAAAACAAAAUCCGCUUAUGCUGCCACUGCCCCUGCAACCGCAUCCGAAGCCGCUCGCCAUGAAUUACAAUUACAAGAAAAACAGCAACUCUUAGAGACCCGCCAUGCUUUUGAGCUCAAAAUCAAACAGUUGGUCUCUGAAAUCCAUCAAGUCAAACGAAACUAUUCCCGUACCGUCGCACUCAUGCAAUCCACCUCAAGUCAACAAGCCUCCCUCUUGAAAUCCCUCCGUGCCAACGUCGAUACCCUCAAAGCAGAAAAAAAGAGAAUGAUCCACCGCAUGAAGCAAGAAACAGAACGUGUGCGCGAGCAAAUGGCCAUGCAAGAAAGAAGAAUGGCCAAAUUGCAACGACAACACACCGAAGUCACCCAUGCUCGUUCCCGAUUGCAAAAGGAACACGAGGCCCAAAAGCUCGUGUUGAAACGACGCGACAAAGAAAGGCUCAUCCAUCAUAACCAGCUCACCCAGCUCAUCGACGUCUUGAAAAAGGCCGUCCGUGAAGGAGGGAUGCUGGACGAUACCCUCCUCAGUCAAAUAUCCCAUAUUCUCGGCGGCCAGUUUGCUGCCGUCGUACGUCGUGGCAAAGGCCAAAGCCACCCCUCCUUGCCUGCAUGGCGUAGUACACGGAGGAAAAAAAAGAACCCUGUGCCUGUCCAAUGGAGAGUGAUGCGUAAAAAACAGUUGCUCAUCAAGUUACUGGACCAGUUUGUUCAAGGAAAACAGGCCGUCAUCGAAAUGGAACAAUUGCUCUUCAGAAGAGAACAGCUGGUCGCAGAAAAAAUGGAAGUCUUGGACGAGAGAAAGAAUGUGUAUGAUGUAGAAAAAGAAACCUCCCACCUCACGGGCGAACCCAUGGAUCGCCUCGCCAUGGAUUUAGACGAUGAACGCAUCGAUUUGAUCGAAGCAGAAAUAGCUUACUUAUCGGCACGUAUUCGCCAUCUGCAAUCAGAAGCUGCUGCUGAUGCCGCCGUCUCCGUCCAAGAGGAAGCCGCCUCGAUCGUGUCCUCAUCGACAAGUGAAGCUGCCCACGCAGCAGCCGCUUGCGAUAAAAGAAAGGUUACUUUUGCCGACGAUAUCAUUGCCGAGACCCACCCUCAGGAUGAAUGGGCCGAUAUGGAUGCUAUCGAAGAACAAUACGGUGUGCCUGCCAAUGCCGCACCUGAACUCGUGUACGAUGGCACCCUCCAACUUUUGAAAUCGCUCGAGAUGGACGAGUGCCGUUACAUGGUAGAAAGUCUCGUGGAUGAUCUUGCCAACGCUCACAUGAGUGAUCUGCAUCACCAAAGAACCAUGCAAAACCUAGAAAAAACAGUACAAGAUCUUCGCAAGACCUUGAUGAUCAUGAAACGGGCGGCUAUUUCUACAACAGCUGAAAAUGAACGACGCAUUCGUACAUUGGAGGCCGCAGUGAAAGGCACCAGCAGCAGCAGCAGCUUGCAUCACAAACGGUUGGACGAGGACGACGGCACAGGCGACACCAUUUUUGAUCGAAUUUACGCGGACGGUGUCAGAGGUUUAUUAGAGACACCUGAACCCCGACCGUCGCUCUAUCGAUCCCCCGAAGAAGCAGCCGCCAUGGCCAUGAGUGAUAGAAGGAGCAGUACGCAUUCAGAAGGUCUGAUGCCGCCUCCUUCACCGCUGACCCUCACCCCCAGUCUACUGACACAUGCGGCACGGCCAUCGACGCACCAGCCUGUCCAUCCUCCAAGUGUGCUGACGGAGAAAGGCAAUCGAAUGAUGCGUGUGAAUAGUGACGGCAGUUAUCGAACGCGUCAGUCCACCACACCCUCACCCGAUCGUUUUUACAAUAUGAUUCAGAAACGUUUGUCGUGGCAGCAUCGCAUGGCUCAUCAUAGUAGUACCAGUACGAGUAGGCACCCUGAACAUGACCCUCCUCCUGAAUUUGCUCGCUAUGUUUACGAUCGAGAGUCUUCUACUUCUUCCAUCCGUAGUAGCCAUUUUCGACGACCUUCACUCCAGUCCGAUCACUCUUCUUCACAAAGCUCCUGGGCGGGCCAUGGCGGCGCCAACUAUCAGCAGCCUCCUCAUGACGCAACGUAUGAUCAUUCACAACAGCAAAAAGCAGAGCGUCGUCGAUCGCUUAUGAUACUUCCGAAAUCUUCUCCACUACAACAACAACAACAACAAAAAACAAAAAGACGCGCUUCUUUGCGGGAAUUAUCCAUCCAAGGGAUCGCUGGUUCACCUAUGGGAUACUAUGAUCCAUCUCCUAGUCUUACAUUAUCCCAACAGCCGUUGCCCAACGUGAAACGUACUUUUCUAUUACCGAGUGCUUCUUCCACUGUAGAAAGAGCAUCCACACCCAAUGGCGCCAAUGUCUUUCAUCGCUUAGCACAGACACCUACUCGUGCCUCUCAAGCCAAGAUUAAUUUUCGACAUAGCAGUAGUAGUAUGGAUGAAUUAAAGACAAGGUGGUGUAGUACGAUGAGUAGUGCGGGUGCAGCGGGUGCCGGUGACCUGGAUCGAAUACCCAGUGCUGCCAGUGGCAUCUAUCAUGGCGAUGCAUAG